AUGGCCCUUCUGAGUUCUUAUUCUCCCUGGAUGAUUGAUGAGGACUUCCACUUUGGUGAAAAUCUUCGGGAAGGGGCAGAGCAGAAGGUGGUGUUCAUCACGGGACGAGUCCACCCAGGGGAAACACCCUCUUCAUUUGUGUGCCAAGGGAUUAUUGACUUCCUUGUAAGCCAGCACCCUAUUGCCCGUGUUCUACGAGAACACCUGGUCUUCAAGAUUGCACCAAUGCUCAACCCUGAUGGAGUCUACCUGGGCAAUUACAGGUGCUCUCUGAUGGGGUUUGACCUGAAUCGUCACUGGCUGGAUCCCUCUCCAUGGGCCCACCCUACCCUGCAUGGGGUAAAACAGCUUAUUGUCCAGAUGUACAACGACCCAAAAACAAGCCUGGAGUUCUAUAUUGACAUCCAUGCCCACUCCACCAUGAUGAAUGGCUUCAUGUAUGGAAACAUCUUUGAGGAUGAGGAACGGUUCCAGAGACAGGCCAUUUUCCCCAAGCUCCUGUGCCAGAAUGCUGAGGACUUCUCCUAUUCCAGCACCUCCUUUAACCGGGAUGCUGUGAAAGCAGGAACUGGCCGUCGCUUCCUGGGUGGACUCCUGGACCACACUUCCUAUUGCUAUACCCUAGAGGUCUCCUUCUAUAGCUACAUCAUCGGGGGCACCACUGCUGCUGUGCCCUACACUGAAGAAGCCUGUAUCCUUGGCAGGUCCCCACCCAGCCCUGGGCCAGUCUUCAUCCAGCUGAGA
This is a messenger RNA of Galeopterus variegatus (Sunda flying lemur), 744 nucleotides long. RefSeq names its product ATP/GTP binding protein-like 4 (gene AGBL4). The record is from RefSeq and is a predicted model, not a curated record. The transcript has 6 exons. The annotation marks the transcript as partial. Lineage: Eukaryota; Metazoa; Chordata; Mammalia; Dermoptera; Cynocephalidae. Gene Ontology annotation, biological process: proteolysis. Gene Ontology annotation, molecular function: metallocarboxypeptidase activity; zinc ion binding.